Messenger RNA from Toxorhynchites rutilus septentrionalis, 4949 nucleotides. It is a transcript of the gene Ice1, whose product is annotated as little elongation complex subunit 1. Bases 532 to 4596 code for a protein of 1354 amino acids. Lineage: Eukaryota; Metazoa; Arthropoda; Insecta; Diptera; Culicidae. The record is from RefSeq and is a predicted model, not a curated record. The transcript has 3 exons.
UGCACAAAUAAUAGUGAUACAAAUAAAAAAAAAACAUUGACAUCGUGUUUUAGAAGAUAAGCCCUUCUGAAAUAUUACGAUGUAAUGUUUGUUUUUCAUUUUGCCAUAAUGCCAUAAUUGCACUACCCAAAAUAACUGAGACAAAAUAAAAUCAGCAUGGCUAGCCGCUGUUCUGUCACUUGCCUUGGACGUCUGUCAAUAUCGGUGUCAUUUUUCGUUUCUGCUUCACGCGUGAAGUGACGAUUGUAGUUCGUUUUGCUGGACUGUUUGGUGCGAGUAGUUUAGUGGCCAUUACAUUACAUCUUUCGGGCUGGCAAAACGAUAGCACUAUUCUACAAUGGAGCAACGCGAGGUUGAGCUGCAGCAAGUGUACUUAGGGAUAUGAAGCAAUUUCCGGAAGCGCUCGGUCUAACUAAACAAUAAAAGAAAAACGCAUGCAUGAGUGAGAAGCUAGGAAGGGGGGAACAAGCAUAACCAUCCCAUCUGUCAAAUUCAGGAAUUUUUGCGAAACGGCAAACAGGAGGGAUAAGAAUGAGUGCCGAAGAGUUUAUUUAUAGUGUGAUUGACGCUGAUAACGUAGCACAACUGGAUGUAAAUGUAAUAGCCACCACGCUGGCGAACACGGAUUUGUUAAUUCGGCAGAUUAAGGCACAGCAGGCGGAGAAUGGCAAUCUCAAGGAGAAGAUCGCUUCCCUCAGGACGUCCGCUCUGCAGAUUAAGAAACUGUACGAAGCGGAAGUUGAUAAGAACCGUGAAACGGUGAACCGUGAGGAGGAUUACAUAAGGCAGCUAAAAGAGCUGGAGAUUAGGGCUUCGGCAGCGGAAAAUGCAAAGGUCAAUGCGGAGUUGCUUGCGAAGGAAGCGGUUGCUGAAUUGGAGCGGAAACUGGAGGAGAAACGGGUGAAGUACGAUGUACUUGCAAUGGACGCGGUAAAGAACUAUACACUGCUAGCCGAAAACUCUCUGCUGACUGGUGAUCAGCAUGCUAAAUUUCGUGAUUUGAAAAGUCAUGUUCAGAAUAUGAUUCACAGUGGGAGUGAUGUGCCGGAAGAUGUUGCUGCUUGUUUGGCUAGGAGGAGAGUUUCUAAAAAGAAACGGAAAGCGGACGUCGAAUUACGUGAUCAGUCAACGAUGACCAUUUUUUCAACGAAUUCAAUCGGCGUUAACACAAUCACGGUUAAACCAGUAUUAAAGUCUUCAUCGACAUGUACAGAAGAUUUGGUAGCGCACCACGAACAAAAAUCCCUGCCGAAGAAAACGGUUGACAAAGCAACUAUGUAUUCCAGUGCGACCGUUACUCGAUCAACGUGUACGUCUGCCUUCAUAAAACGGGUUGACGUUGGCGUUAACUAUCCAGAAGUGACUCCUCGACAUGUCAACGAUAUAUUGCGAGAAUGUGUCAUCGAACUUCCGUCGCUGCUUUCUCCGAUCUUGGAUGAGAUUCCCGUCCAGAAAGAGUCGGUGCAAACCCAGACAGAUUUUGCGUUGGAUGCAAAGGAACAACAGCACCACCAAAGAGUAUCCUGUGGAACGAUUACCAAUUUGUGUAACAUUCGUCGGAAAUUAGAUUUUGUCCGCAAAUCUGUGAAUCAAUCCAGCAGUCAACUUCUCGCCAAUAUCAAGAAGGAGGAAAUUAUUCCCCCGAUGGGUUCAUUUCAGCAUUUGCACGCUGCUUUCCAUCCUGGCGAAGAUGUUGGAAUGAUUAACCCACAGCUCACCCAUAUAUGGGGAUUGUUGGGGGAUACAAUGUUCCGUCUGCUAGGCAACAAUCGCAUAUUAGAUAGUCAGUGCUACAAAACGAUCAACGAAAGGUUAGCGAUGAUACAUAGUAUGGCCGAUCCGGAUAUUCCGCCGAGUUCGGAAAUGAUGAGUGAAGUAUUUGCCGCAGCGGCUGCAUCAGCUGCUAUAGAUUCCCUCCGGCAGAAGGAUGGCGUGGGUGAAUGCACCGAUCAGGAUAAACGAGUCAAGUGCACGGAUGAUUACGAGUGUGAAGCGACGGAAAUGAAUGAGAGGGAAAUUGAGCGUCCAGAGGACGAACUUGGUUCGGACUCGAAUGCUCCAAGCACUGAUGAUGUUGGUGAAGUGGAGAACAUGCUGUAUCCUAUGGAUUGUCCGGAAAUGGAAAUUGAUCCAAACAAUAGCCCGGAGAUUCCGAUAGACGAUGUAUCAUCUGUGUCUCCUAAAAAAUCAGAUGACUCUUCUCCGGCUGACGACUCAGCAGCGCAACAAAGCAUUCCUGAUCUGUCGAAGGAAGCCGAAGAGGUUCAAACUUCUUCUACAAAAGAUGCACCGUCUUCCUUCUCGUUUUGUUCAGAAGCUAAUCUUUCAAAUACUCGCCCGAUUAUUACGAUUGCUCAACUUUCCGAAGCGCCCAGCGACAAUGUUUCUCUGGCGGCAACAAGCAAUGACUCUGAUACUGUAAAUAAUGCUCAGAAUGAAGUAGAACUCGACGAUAUCGCAAACGAGCUCCAAAGAAUGGAGGACGGUAAUGCUCCCGAUGUGCCAAAUCUCUCCGCAGUCAGCGGAAAGCAUUAUCUCGAUGUAGAACGGGUGGAAGAAUUGGUGACGUCCACUGAUGACGACGAAGGCGAUUGCAUGUCAAUCGUCCAAACCUCUCCACCGAGAGGCAGCUUAAAUUGCACGUCCAUCGGGAGCAACGGCACCUUGAUUUCGCCCAUCAAGGUGAAGGAAACAAACGAACUCGUCAAGGAUCAGUUCAAAACUCCAAUAAGUCCGGCGAUAAGCAAGCGAAAGCUCAGAGAUAAGCUCGAAGGUUCACCAGCAGCAAAACGAGGACGAAUGUCUCCAACCACAGAAGCACUGCUAGGUGACGACUGGGAUCGAAAGUUUUCCCAUAUAAAGGAUUACUUUGCACUCCCGCUGAGUUUGAAUCCGAUUGAGGAUGAUUCUGACGAGGAGGAAGACGGCGACUGCGAAGAUGAGGUAGUUCAGCACAUAAACGGACGUAGUGAAGAAGCGGUUCCACCUAUCCGAACUGAAACCAACGUACCAGUGUUAAAAGUUUCUCCUGAAAUUCUCCCAGCCAAAGACAUCCAAUGGAAUGAUUUCAAGGUACCUCUCAGAAUUGAUACUCGUGAAUCGAUCCAGAGUGUCUCGGACUCACCGGAGUCACCACCGUUGGCGGAUUCGCCUAUGUCUCCGAUCCUGAGCUCAACAAAAACUACGCUCAGCGGCUUCAGUUGCGCUGAUUCUCCUAUGUCUCCUCCGCUUGAAGGGCGUGUUUCGAUGUACAGCGAGGAGAUUGAACCAAGGAUCAUUCCCUUGGAGAAUGUUAUUGCGAAUCGAUUGUCCCUGGAAUAUGACAACACGCCGAUAGGCAAAACCAUUGUUAGAUACAAUAACGUCAGGCGGAGGGAGGUAGUUCGGAAAAUAACUUCGGGAAUCUGUGAUAAGGAAGCUAACUUGGUACGCCGAGCGGUGGAAGUAAUCAAAACAUAUCUCGAGAACGAAUGGACGGUAGAAAGUGUCAACAAGAGCAGCGUAGAAUUGCUGGCAGUGACUAGCGACACGAGAUUACUAUCUCUGGCUGUUAUGGAUUGUGCUGUCUCCUGUGGAGACGUAGAGUUGGAUAGCCAAUGUUCCCCUCCAGCACCUGCACUGCCGAAGAGUAUCCAGCGGCUGGUGCUGUUGGUCAAAACGCUGAACGAUUCGUUAUUUACCAUGGACAAAAUAAUUAUUCAGGAGCUAGACAAAAAAGUUUUCACUUUCAAAUCCGAAACCGGGAAUAUCGAAGCAACUACAGCGCUGACCCAUUUGUAUGUAGGUAUCGCCGAUAGCAAUCGACUGCUCGGUUGUACAGCAAGGCUGUAUAUUUACAAGUGUCUGUACUACUACAAUUUUAAGGGGCUGCCCUUGAUUUACAACGUACUGAAAGCCUUCCCGCAUGCCUUACCGAAAAAAGGCAGUCAAUACUAUGAUAACUCCGAUGCUAUGGUAAGCACUAUUCGAACAGUUCUGAUGAACAUCAACUAUUUGGAGCGUUCGAGCAGUCCCAACGCUCAUGUAUAUAAAAAGGCCGAAAUGCUCAAGUUACUCAAAUAUUUCUACGGCUAUCAGCCGGGGAUGCCUACCUAUCAGGAACUGAUAAUCAACUUGGUCGACAAAAUUAAAGCUAACAAACUGAAGAACGUAGACUAUUGUAUGAUUCUGUUGGCAAAGCGUAAGGGAUACGUUUGGGCCAAAGACCACAUCGUCGAGAAGUAUCUCUUUCCUCUCCUCAAUGACUACCUCAAGCAAAUGGAUCCGGACGGAUCGCUGGAUGAUCGCAUCUGCUGUCUUAUAUUUGUUAUCACCGCGAUUCUUAAAACCCAGCCAAACUUCGAAGAUGUUACUGGAAUAAUGCAAAUUCUUGGCAGUAUCGUAGAAAUGGCUGACGGAAAUCAGAAGAUACAGGAAGCAGCUGUUGCUGGUCUGCUGCGGUUCACUCGUUUCGUUUACACAGACAUCUAUGAGUGGUUGUGCCGGUGGUGUCCUCGCUACCGAGUCAGCGGCAAAAUAAAGCUUUUGCUGGCAACUUUUGUCCACCGGAAAGAGAACCGGUUCUGGCAGCAACUAAACCAACGGGAGAUCGUGUAGUCUGUGAUUGAUGAAAAAAAUCUAAAUUAUUUAUUUUACUAAUACAUGCAGGAAUGAUAGUGUUUCCUGCGGACAUUGUCUGAACAUGGAACUAGUUUUGUCGUGACAUAAAGUUGAAUUUAUUUUUCUAUAGAAAAUUGCAAGUUGAACUUUUUUCUAAACAAAGUAACAUCGAUGCGUGAGUUUAAUCCAGAAAGAAUGGAGUAUGAGCGUGUGAAAUUGGGUUUUCGUGUAAAUUGAAAUGUUUUAAGCAGUCUACCGAAUAGACAACUAGUUUUGUAAUGACUAAAUUGUACAUAGAGCUUAAGAAAAUAGCUAAUAAAUUAUUACUGAGAAUCAAUCAAGUUUGUAAA